This is a messenger RNA of Dermacentor andersoni, 639 nucleotides long. The record is from RefSeq and is a predicted model, not a curated record. Lineage: Eukaryota; Metazoa; Arthropoda; Arachnida; Ixodida; Ixodidae.
AUGGGGCACAGCAUUCGCCACGACGCUUCAAGAGAAGCAACUGAAAGUCUCCUGAAGCUCCUGCAUGCACAUGUACCCGAAGGAACGCUGCUGCCAACGUCGAAGUAUACUUUCUUCCAACAUUUUAAUGGGGUCGACAUGAAGAAAGCCAGGCACUUUUAUUGCAAUAGUUGUUCCUCGUACCUUGGCCCUCUUGAACAGGUUGCACAGGUUACAUGUGAUAAAUGCAAGGCUCAGCUUCAGGUGCCUGACCUUGUAAAAACAGCUUCAUUCUUUUUUGUGUUAGACAUUGAAGGGCAAGUAAGAGAUAUAAUGAAAGCAGGGCGCAUCAUACCUGUUCAGCAGUCUGCUUCGCUUGGCAUCACUGACAUUACUAACAGCGUGGGUUAUAGGAAGCUUCCGCUUUCCGCAAGUGAUAUUACUUUGACGUUCAAUACAGAUGGCGUUUCACUCUUUGAGAGCAGCAGCUAUGGAAUUUGGCCACUUCUUGCCCAAGUAAAUGAAUUACCAUUUAAAGAGCGGUCUAAUAAUCUUAUUCUAGCUGGCUUAUGGUUCGAUUGCACUGUGGCCAAGCGGCCUCACCACCGGGCAGGCCACACGUAUGCACGCAAACGGAACAAUGCCAGUGGCUUCGGAUGA